This is a messenger RNA of Diatraea saccharalis (sugarcane borer), 3750 nucleotides long. NCBI's taxonomy places the organism in Eukaryota, Metazoa, Arthropoda, Insecta, Lepidoptera, Crambidae. The record is from the annotation of a GenBank genome assembly.
ACAGCUUUUUCUUUUUUACUUCCACGCCCGGCGACGGCUCAUGCCCUCGAUUGAAGUUUUCAUUUAAAAAAAUUAAUGUUAAUUCCUGAAAAAUGGACACCAGGAAACUAACAGAAAUUUUGCGUGCCACCAUCGAUCCCAACCAAAGGCAACAAGCCGAAGAACAACUUUCACAGAUACACAAAAUCAUUGGGUUUGCACCAUCACUGCUGCAAGUUGUUAUGCUCAAUGAAGUACCAAUACCAGUUCGUCAAGCUGGUGUAGUGUACCUCAAGAAUUUAGUAACAUCAGGAUGGCAGGAGAAGGAACCAGAGGAAGGGGAGCCGAUACCAUUCAGCAUUCAUGAACAGGACCGUGCCAUGAUCCGAGAUAUCAUUGUGGAUGCCAUUGUACAGGCCCCUGAUAUAAUCCGAGUUCAGUUGGGUGUUUGUUUAAAAACUAUAAUCAAACAUGAUUUUCCCACACGUUGGACACAGAUUGUUGACAAAAUUCACAUAUACCUGCAAAAUCCUGAACCCAAUAGUUGGAUGGGAGCAUUGUUAUGUCUAUAUCAGCUCAUUAAAAAUUAUGAAUACCAAUUGGCAGAUAAGAGGGUACCUUUAAUAGAGGCUAUGAAUUUACUGUUACCUAUGAUGUACAAUUUAAUUGUGAAUCUCCAGGCUGACCAUUCGGUUGAAUCUGUCCUUAUUCAGAAGCAAAUACUCAAAUGCUUUUAUAGUUUAAUUAAGUAUAUUUUACCACUAGACUUGAUAACCAAGGAAGUAUUUACCAAAUGGAUGGAGGUUCUGCGGUUAAUAUUGGAGAGGCCAGUGCCAGAUCAUACUCUGCAAGUUGAUGAGGAUGAGCGGAUGGAGUUGCCAUGGUGGAAGUGCAAGAAAUGGGCAGCUCACACACUAUUUAGAGUAUUUGAAAGAUUUGGCAGCCCUGUGAAUUCCCGCGAUGAAUACGUCCAGUUUGCAGAGUGGUACUUGACUACAUUCACACGUGGUAUCUUAGAGGUACUCCUCAGAAUUCUUGACCAGUACAGGAAUAAAAUAUAUGUAUCGCCUCGAGUAUUACAGAUGACUCUUACUUACAUUGACCAAUGUGUAAGCCACGCAUAUUCAUGGAAGUUACUCAAGCCGCACAUGUUCGCCAUCGUUCAAGAUGUGAUAUUCCCUCUGAUGUCGUACUCUGAAGCAGACGAAGAAUUGUAUAACACCGACCCUCAUGAAUUUAUCCGCAUAAAAUUCGAUAUUUUCGAAGAUUUCGUAUCGCCUGUUACGGCAGGUCAAGUGCUUCUCAUAUCGUGUUGUAAAAAACGAAAGGACAUGAUGGAACGCACCAUGCAACUUUGCAUGCAAGUUUUGAGAAACGAGAAUGGCGAGUACGGGCCUCGCCAGCGUGACGGUGCUUUCCAUAUGGUCGGAACUUUAAACACAACUAUCAUGAAAAAGAAAUGCUACAGAGAUGAAAUAGACGGUCUAAUGAGUCAAUACAUAUUUCCGGAAUUCCACAGUCCUUUGGGUUAUAUGAGAGCGAGGGCUUGCUGGGUGCUGCACUGUUUCUCUUCCGUACAGUUCAAGAGCGAGCCUUUAACUCUAGAGGCGGUCCGUCUAACGGUAAACGCUCUGCUUCAUGACAACGAUCUGCCUGUGAAAGUGGAAGCGGCAAUUGCCCUUCAGAUGUUACUCACAGACCAAGAGAAGGUUUACAAUUUCUUGGAACCACAAGUGAAGCAAGUUACAACUGAACUACUCAAGGUGAUACGUGAGACAGAAAAUGAUAACAUAGCGAAUGUACUCCAGAAAAUUGUACCUUUGUAUACGGAGCAGCUGAUGCCGAUGGCUUUCGAAAUUAUCGAUCAUUUAGCGACAACGUUCAGUAAGGUGAUCGAAACAGAUUCUGGCACUGAUGAGAAAGCUAUAACAGCUAUGGGUCUAUUGAACACCAUGGAAACUGUGCUGAGUGUUAUGGAAGACAACCCAGAGAUUAUGGCACAGCUAGAGCCGGCAGUGCUGCGUGUCGUGGGACACAUACUCCAUCAUAAUAUCAUUGAAUACUAUGAGGAGGCCAUGACGCUCUUGUGUAGUUUGACCUCGAAGUCGAUAUCAGAAGACAUGUGGAAAGUGCUGGAGCUAUUGUAUCAGAUCUUCGAGAAGGAAGGCUUUGAUUAUUUCCCCGACGUGAUGCCGGUGCUGCACAACUACAUCACUGUCGACACUAACGCCUUCUUGUCUAACGAGAAUCAUAUACUAGCUGUUUUCAACAUGGCUAAAGCAGUACUGAACUCUGAUGCAGAGGACGAGUCUGAGAUGGUAGCGGCGAAACUUCUCGAAGUUAUGGUACUGCAAUGUUCCGGCAAGAUAGACAAUUGUUUACCAUCAUUUGUAGAGCUGGUACUCAACAGACUUACGAGGAAAGUGAAAACUUCGGAGCUAAGAACCAUGCUAUUACAGGUUUUGAUUGCCAUUCUGUACUGCAAUCCACACCUCCUGUUCACCAUUCUGAAUAAACUGCAAGAGUCUGUACCGAACGCGUCCAUAUCGCAACAUUUCAUCAAACAGUGGAUACACGAUACGGACUGUUUCAUGGGGCUACACGAUAGAAAACUGUGCGUGCUGGGUAUAUGCACGUUGUUAGAAAUGGGCCCACAGAGGCCGAGCCUGGACGAAGUGGUGCCUAAACUUCUGCCAUCUUGCUUGGUGCUGUUCGACGGAUUGAAGCGAGCGUAUGAAACACGAGCUGAGGCAGACGACGACUCCUCAUCAGAGGAUGACGACGACGAAGAAAUCGAAGAGAUCCUCUCUAGUGACGAGGAUGACUUGGAUGACGCGAACAGUGAAUAUCUGGAGCACCUCGCUCGUAUGGCGGCUAAGUCCAGCGCAGCACAGGGUGUAAAUUUAACAGCUAAAAUAGAAGAUUACGAGAGCGACGACGUAGAUGAUGAUGACUUCGAGCCGGACGAGACAGCCAUUGAAUGCUACACAACACCCCUCGACGAUAAAGACUGUGUUAUCGACGAAUAUAUCAAGUUCAAGAACACAUUAUCAGCGUUGUCAACGAGCGAGCCCGUGUUGUACCACGCGUUGACCAGCGUCCUCAAUGAAGAGCAACAGAAACAGCUGAAGGCCGUGUUCGUGUUGGCCGAUCAGCGUAAGGCGCAGAAAGACAGCAAACGCAUAGAACAGAGUGGAGGUUACGCUUUCACAGUACCAGCGCAAGUACCGACCAAAUUCAAGUUCGGAUCAUAAAUUAUUAUCAAUUAUACAUAUUAUAUAUCAUUUCACAUUCGUUGGGACCCCAUUCAGCUCAUAAUUGAUGUUCCACAUAGUCAAUUACCAAUACCAACCAAUUUGACAAAUUAUUUAAAUGAUAUAGUAAUCUACUACGCUUGAAUGUCAACAAAUUAUUUUAAUACAUUUGUUCUUAAACUUGAUUGUUUUAUUCUAAGGUUGUCCAAUUUAAGUUGGUUUUGAAAUUAUAAUAAAAUCAGCUGAAUGGUGGCUCCCAUGAGGUAUAUGUUUCCUUGCGAGUGUAAAUUCUGUCCACUGUGAAAUCAAUGUGAAAUCGAAGCGCUAUUGUCAUAUUUGUGUUUUAUCAAACAUUAGCUGUGAACUAAAUUCAGUCACCGUAAGUAUUAUAUGAAUUGCACUUUUAUGUCUAUUUAUGUCUUAAUUUAGUAUUCAAAAAUUUAUAAAAAAAAAAAUCACAAUUUACCUGCUUUUCAAAUGGGAUCGGUUAUUAUUUUCGGUAACACAUUGACUUAGC